Messenger RNA from Rotaria sp. Silwood1, 2044 nucleotides. The record is from the annotation of a GenBank genome assembly. Lineage: Eukaryota; Metazoa; Rotifera; Eurotatoria; Philodinida; Philodinidae.
AUGGCUGAGAAUUAUUUGGUCAUCUGGGUCGAUGGAAAUAUCGACAUGGCAAAUCAAGAUUGCCAAAAUACAAUGGAACAAUUACGUGCUGUCGUCAAUCAAGUUAAUCCAUGUAAGACAGCUGAACAAUGCAUACAACAGCUCACAGAAAAUCAAGAGGAGAUCUCAUUUGUUAUCUCCUCAGGUGCACUUGGACAACAUUUGGUACCAGAUAUUCAUGAUAUGGCAAAAUUAAAUGCCAUUUUUAUAUUUUGUGGCAAUAAACAACGGCAUCAAGUAUGGGCGCAAAAUUGGCCGAAAAUUAAAGGUGUUCACACCUCAAUCAAACAUAUUUGUGACAAAUUGGCAACAACAAUCAAACAAUGCAAUCAAGAUCACAUGUCGGUAAGCAUUGUUAGUGUGAACGCAGGAGGUUCUAGCAAGAAUCUAGAUCAGCUAGAACCUUCUUUUAUGUAUUCCCAAAUAUUCAAGGAAAUACUCCUUGAAAUCGAACAUGAACAACAAGCCGUCCAAGAUUUGGUCACCUACUGCCAAGAACAAUAUCAAGGCAAUAAAAAGGAAAUCAAAAUUAUCAAUGAAUUUCAACGUACUUAUCAAGCAUCCAAUGCCAUUUGGUGGUAUACACGCCAAUGUUUUACCCACAAAAUGCUGAAUGGCGCGUUAAGAACACUCAAUGGCGACAUUAUGAUACGAAUUGGUUUUUUCCUGUGUGAUGUACAUCGUCAAAUCGAAACUUUGUACAAGAAUCAGGUCAGUCAAUACCGUAACAAGGUUUUUACAAUCUUUCGAGGGCAAGGCCUAUCGAAAGUAGAUUUUCAAAAGCUCGCAGAAAACAAAGGUGGGCUUAUUUCUUUUAACAACUUUUUAUCUACCAGCACAAAUUCAGAUGUCUCCCUUGUUUUCGCCAAAGAAGCCUUGAAAAUGACUGAUAUGGUUGGAAUUCUAUUCCAAAUAACCAUUGAUCCUACAGUAUCAUCAACUCCAUUCGCCUCCAUUCGAGAGGUAAGCUAUUAUAAGGAAGAAGAGGAAAUUCUCUUCACCAUGCACACCGUCUUUCGCAUUGGUGAAGUGCGAAAACUUGACAACAAUCGUGCACUUUAUCAAGUCGAUCUUCAACUUACGUCAGAUGAUGAUCCACGACUUCGUGAAUUAACUGACUACAUACGAAAAGAGGUCAGCGGCACCGGAUGGCGUCGAAUGGGUCGAUUGUUACUCAAAAUAGGUCAAUUCGACAAGGCCGAAGAACUAUAUAUGGUACUACUAGAACAGGCAUCGGAUGAUAGUGACAGAGCACGUAUCUAUAAUAUGCGGGUGUGGGUGUGGGUGUGGGUGGGUGGGUGGGUGUGGGGUGUAGGUGUGUGGGUGUGGGUGUGGGUGCGGGUGGGUGUGGGUGUGGGCGUGAUCUUUCUUCCUUGCCACACUCACACCCCACACCUACACCCUAUACUCAUUUCAAAUGAUAGCAACAAUGUGUUAAUUAUGGUUAGAAAAAAUAUUAUAUACUUCAUGAAACUGGAAAUAAAUAAAGAUUUCGUAGAAUAAUUCGACAGAGAGAUGCUCUAAUGUUCCUGUCAUAGUUUGUCUUCAUGUCAUCAUAUUGAAUAUUGUGCAUCAUUCUAAUCCAAUAGAUUUAUGAACAAUAGCACAAAUUAUAAUUGUUCUUUCUACCUAUAAGUAGUCACUGCAAGAAGAUGAUAUUAUUAUUGCUAUUGACCAGCUUCAUAGAUCAACAUAUAUACAGAUUGUGUUUUCUCUUCUUUCGAUCAUUUUUCUCCCGAUAGUUUGUUCUUAUGAGAUGACAAUAAAUUUUUGCGACAGUUAUGAAUUAUCUUUUUUUUUGCUUAUGUAAAACGUUUUUUUGACAUCAUAUAUGUGACAACAAUUAUCUGAUUUCGGAUGAUCAUUUUUUCAAUGAAUUUUGAACGUCACUUCAAUAGCAUUUUGGUUAAAAGCAAUUAAAAGUUCUGUUUUUCUUAUUUUGAAAAAAAAACCAAUAUUCAUCAUAGCAUAUUAAAAAAUAAAAGCUGUAACUUCCAGUCAACAU